AUGCGAUUCAGGAGAUAUAGACUCAAGGCGUUGACGUUGUACUGCGGUAUCGUAGCCGUAAUUUUUCUAUUAUGGUUUAACAUGAAUGCUGGGAAGGAUCCUUUGCAGAUGAAAUACAAAGAUUUCAUAUAUAGGUACCAACAUAUAGCACUGGAUCUACUUCAUUGGUCAACCAACUCCUAUGAAAAACCCGGUAUAAAAAACGAUCCUGAGGUUCAAAAGCUAUUAGAAAGAUUGGAUGUACCCCUGUACAAUGACCAAGAACUAAGCAACCCAUUGUUGAAAACUAAAGCUUUGGAGGAUUACAAAAACUUUAUGAAAAGGCCAAUCGACGAACCGAAGGUAGAGAAGCUUAUCCGUAAAGAUGAUGAGCUAUCAGGUAAGACAUCGGCAACUAUACUCUGUCUGGUAAGGAACGAAGAUCUAAAUGCAAUUAUACGAUCUAUGAAAGAAUUAGAGCAUGUCUUCAACAAUGAUUUCAAGUAUCCAUAUACUUUCUUAAACGAUGAGCCCUUUACGACUGAAUUCAAAGCAAGAAUGAUGAAAGAAUUUCCUGGUCGUGUACUUUAUUUUGGUACCAUUGAUCAUGAAAUGUGGUCCUUCCCCUCCAGCUUGGAUAUGCGCAAAUAUAAAAGGAAUAUGAAAAUCCUGAAGCAAACUGGUGUGGGGUAUGCCGAACUAGAUUCAUACCAUCAUAUGUGUCGUUUCUACUCCAAGUUUUUCUACAAACAUCCAUUAUUACAACAAUUUCGGUACGUUUGGAGAUUGGAGCCUGAUGUCAAAUUCUAUUGUAAGAUUGAAUAUGAUGUGUUCCACUUCAUGAACAUAUAUAAUAAGGUUUACGGAUUCACAUUGAAUCUUUACGAUAACCCGAUUUCCAUAUCAACUCUAUGGCCUACCACUUUAGACUUCCUCCAGAAAAAUCCUCAGCAUCUACAUAAAAACGGCGCCUUUGAAUGGUUAAAAGAGAAUGCACAGAAACCUGACAAUUUUGAAAUAACUUUUGGAUACAGCACUUGUCAUUUCUGGACCAACUUCGAACUUAUUGAUCUUAAAUUUCUGCGAUCUGAAGCAUACGAAAGCUAUGUGAAAUACCUGGACGACAGCGGUGGAUUUUAUUACGAACGAUGGGGCGAUGCGCCUGUUCGAAGCAUUGCACUAGCAUUAUUUGCAAAUAAAUCUGAUAUCCAUUGGUUUAGAGAUAUUCCUUAUUAUCAUAUGCCGUACACAAACUGUCCUCUCUCUAGCAACCCGAACAAAUGCUCUAACCGAUGUAUAGCGGGCAGCUUUUGUUCUGAUUAUGCAUUGCAAGUUGAGAAUUGUAUGGGUACCUGGAUAAAUUACUCCAUGACAAAGGAGGACCAAGAAUUAUACUAA
Molecule: messenger RNA, 1377 nt
Organism: Eremothecium cymbalariae DBVPG#7215
Lineage: Eukaryota; Fungi; Ascomycota; Saccharomycetes; Saccharomycetales; Saccharomycetaceae
Gene: KTR4
Product: putative mannosyltransferase
Exons: 1
Coding region: 1-1377 (458 amino acids)
Biological process (GO): cell wall mannoprotein biosynthetic process; protein O-linked glycosylation; protein N-linked glycosylation
Cellular component (GO): Golgi apparatus; membrane
Molecular function (GO): alpha-1,2-mannosyltransferase activity
Source: RefSeq, a predicted model, not a curated record